Messenger RNA from Symbiodinium sp. CCMP2592, 5697 nucleotides. The record is from the annotation of a GenBank genome assembly. NCBI's taxonomy places the organism in Eukaryota, Dinophyceae, Suessiales, Symbiodiniaceae.
AUGGCGGCGGCCCAACAGGCAAGGGCCGUUGGAGCAAGCGACGUUCGAGAAGCACCGGCGGAUGGAGACAGGGACGUGCGAGCUGUGGUUCUCCCCUGCGGCAAGAAGGGGUCCUUCAAGGGCGAGGUGUACCAGUUUCGCCGGCCCAUCGCGGCGGCGGAUGGCCGCUCGAAUCCAGGAGUGUUUUUCUGGAUCUUCCGGUGGAUCCUUGACUUUUUGGGCGGCACUCAGAGUCACAACUUCGGCGGCCGCAGUCGCGACGUCAUCGCCUCCCGUACGUCGUCCGUUCUGGCCGACGGCCUGUCGUCCUCCGAGGACGAGGCGAUGGUGGAUGGCGAAGAGGCCGAGGACAUUCUGCCUUCUGCGGAACAGCACAUGACUGCAUCAUCCAUGAUGACUCGCAUCCAGCAGGUCCAGGAUCAGAACAAGGGGUCAAAGAGGACCUCGCAGGACGAGUUGAAGGGCGAGGUCAAGGGCGAGGUCAAAGGCGAAGUGAAGGAAGAGGGCCAAGCCGACGAGGUCGACGAGGACGGUCCUCUCCAGAGAGGUGACUUCAGCCUCUCGUCGUUCGCUUGUCUUUGUUGGCUGGCCCAGCUGAUGUCCAAGGGCACCCGGGCGAAUGCGAAGUGGAACUUGGAUUCAGCCGAGAUCCAGGCCAGGGCAGAGGCCCUUCUCUGUGGCAUGCGGGACUGUUUCUGGCAGGACGUUCGGAAAGGCCACUUCGUCGUGGUCGAGGGCGACUUGUCGGUCGAGACCCUCGUCACCGCGAAGGUGGGUCAGAUGGCAGCAAAAAUUUUUGCCAAGCGAAAGACCGUGCCAGUCGUAGAGGCUUUGAAGAUCUUACAACAGGAUGCCGGUCGAAGGAGCCUCUCUGGCGACCGUCGGCGUGUGGCCGAGAAGAUCUUCAGUCGCUUGGUCCGGGCACUCGCAGAUGCCAUCGACGACUCUGCAGGAAAGACAGUCUGGACGGCCAAUCGAGUGGAAUCCUUGGACCAGACUGCCAGGGGCUAUCGCAAGGCCUCAUAUGGCUGCCAGGAGGCCGUUCUGCAAGCUGGUUCGGAGGCAGGUCCCUCGAUAGCAGCGGCUCUUCAGGCCCAGUCGCACUUCGCCUCUUCGGCGACCGGGGAGCAGCAGGGCAAGCGAAACAAGGACCGACCCGGGAAGUUCUUGGAGGCGGAACGUCUCUCGUACGUGGCCGCAGGUCGGCAGACGUUUGCGGCAAGUCGGGUCCUCAGCGUCGUCGCCGAUGCCGUUCACGUGGGCCAGGAGGACUGGUUGAACGUCUUUCUGUGCGACACCGAGCAGGACUUGUCCUUCGUGUGCCCCCAGCAGGUCAAGAAGGGGACGGCCAUCACCUCGGAGGCUUGGACAGACAUGUGGCAAGGCCGCUUGACGAGCUUUUUCCGGAAAGUUGGCACGAAGGGUCGCUCGGCGGACAAGGCCACCGGUGGGGACGACCGACGAGGCCAGGCCGUUCGUCUUGGCACUCAGCUGGCAGCCGCCAACUACCUGUCGUUCGGCCGGCAGUUGUUCGUGCAGCACGUGCCCGACCCGGCCCACCGCUCGCACAACGACGUUCACCUGGCCAUGGCAGCGGCCGGGCUCUUGACGUUCAGCAUCGUGUCCAUCGGGCUGUACAACGUUCGCUAUGGCCCCUGGAAUAAGGGGACGUGGUUCGGGAAGGUCCAGACCAUGGCCGACGAGAUGAGCCGCUCGAUGUCGCCGUCGGACCCGCUGCUCCUCGCCUUCUUCCCGGACAUUCUCGCCGACCAGGGCCGUUCGCAGGACGAGAACACGGAGGAGUCGCGACGUGCCUUUCUCGAGUCGCUGCCGAACAGGUCGUUCGUCAGGAGCAAAGGCAGCAAGGCCUCUCAGUCCAGGUUCAACAGCCUCAGCACGGCCCAUGCCGAGCUCGACAGGGACUGGUCGGCGUUCUGCCUCGUCCUCGUGGUCAUUUGCGUGGCGGAAGGCUGGGCCAAGUCUGCGGCCGACCUUUGGACUCCCCAGAGUGAGGUCGCCGAGAGUGCGGGCUCGUCCAGGGCUGCUGCCAAGUCCGCCGCUCGAAAGGCCUUGCAGAAGCAGCGAGGCCGUUCGGUGAACACUCUGCAUGGCAUGACGAUGUUCGCUUGCAACCCGGACAACAAGUCGCUCGCCCGGACAGUGUUUUUCGUCCUUGGGCCAGAGGGCGUUCGCUGCUCCAAGAUGCUCGAGGACUUGCGAUCGGCGGAAGCGACAGUCAAGCAGUACUCCGAGUGGGCACACUGGGAGUACAUGACGGUCGCUCACGAACACGUGGCCAAGCUGUCCAAUCUCGCCGCUCUGCAGCGGAUUGGAUUGGACAUGUCCAUGCUGCUGCCGGAGGAGGAAGCUCGAGAGGCGGCCGUCACCUGGCAGGAUGCUGUGGCUCGCAGGGUCGUUCGUCUCACACAGCGGCUUCUUCGGUACCGGUGCGGCAGCCAGCUGCCUGCGACGAACGGUUGGGGGUCCACGGCUGGCCUUCUGCACCAGUCGACGGAGGCACGGCGUGCGAGCUUGAGCUUCCUCGCAGACGUGGACAAGACGGUGCAGGCUGUUCAAAAGGAAGGGUCCCUCGAGGCCAAGCUGCUGCUCGAAGGCCACCCGGCCACGGGGCCAGUCAUGGCUUUGGUGCUGUCCGAGCUGCGAGCAGAGUCGUUCGUUGAGGUUGCUGCGGACACCUUGGCCUUUUUGCGUCGUUUGUGGUCCGGCCUCUUGAACAGCAAAUUGGUCGAAGAUGCAAACAAAGUGCAGCGUGAAGCAGAGCAGAGGAACGGGACGUCCAAGACCAUCGGCCGCUUGGAAGGGUGGCAUGGGCUUACGAGGAAAAAGUUGCUCGAGGCGGGCUACAAGAGGCCAGAGGUUGCCUGCGGUGCCAUGUCCGUCGUUCCCACGAAAUUCGAACCGGACCAAUGGUUCCAACGGCCCAAGCGACUCCGUAUGGCCGACAGUUUGGCCUCGGCGUCUACUGCUUCGACUGUCGAGGAGGUCAGCGACCAGUCUCUCGAAGAGGACAUUCUCAAGGGCGUCAGCCUCGCGAAGACUUGGGCCUCGCACACACCCGAGUCGGAGCAAGACAGGCUUGCCAGCUUCUCGCUCUUGACCAAGGUUGUCAAGCAGGGCAUGGAUUGGACGUUCGUGGAGCAAGGCUGGUGGGCGUCCUUCGCGCCCGAAGGCCACGGACUGCUGUUUCCAGGGAUGCCGCCGUGCUACGUGGUUCGCAGCUACAAGCGUGCAGCUCUCGUUUGGCCGGCCAAGCUGGAGAAGCUGGCCGAAUGCGAGGAGAUGCUGGUGCUGGACCCGGAGGCCCCUUCGCUGUGCUGGCUGCACUUGUACAACGACGAAGUGGAGGUUCUGGACCUCGUUGCGACCUCCCCGCAGCGUGGCCUGUCGCACUUUUAUUUGAGGUGCGUUUCAGGUGCGUUUCAGCUUUUUCCCAGUGUUUUUGAAGCGUUCAAAGCAAUAAGGGCCAAGUUGGACACUUCUGGUCUGCGGCUGCUCGGUGAGACUCGGCCUCUCGGAGUGGCCCUUCGUGUGCAAGCCAAAAGGCCGCUGCUCCGCCACCACGAGGUCUACGGCUUCGCAGGCGUGGCCGAGUGGGGCCUGCGACGUCUGGUCCAGAGCAAGGGCUGGUCGCUGGAGGCCUCGGACGAAGCCGGCCACGAGGAGGACGACCGACUGGCUGUUGCCUGCUUGCUCUCCUUGGAGGCCAGUCUGACGAAGGACGAAGUCGUCGCCCGAAUCCUGUUUCGGCAGGAUGCGGCGACGUGGGCAGGCGAGUAUGGCGAGCUGGACCUCGCGGAGGUCGUUCGGGACACGAUGCUGUCGGCGGACCAGGAGGUGGCCUUGCAGCAGAUCGCCAAGCGAAAGGCCACUCACCAGACAGCUGUUCAGGUUCGCCAGCGAGUGUCCAAAACCUUCGACUACGUGUCUAAGAAGUUCGCCAGCAGGCCUGAAUUCAAGAAGGCUGCGGCAGCUCGAAAGGCCAAGGAGAAGAAGGCCGAGCAGAAGAAGAAGGAGCAGGCCACCGAGAUCAAACGUUGCUAUGCCCUCGUGAGCUCGGACGUGGACAAAGCUGUCAAGGCCGCCGUGCCUGCCGCCGUUCGGGUCUACACGGACCCUCCCAAUGGGCGGUGGAAGCUCAGCUACAGCACGGCGUGGGCGUGUGCGAGCCGGUCCAUUUCGUGGACAGCCAUCGGCAGCAAAGCUGGCGGGGCAGAAGUCCUUCGGCAAGCUUGGUCUUGGGCCGAGACCUUCGACGGCCUCGACAUCACGGACGAAGCGGCCGCGAUGUUGCAGAAGCUCGGCCAGAUCGAGCACGACUUCCAGCUGGUGGAGCUCCGCACACACGAAGCACGAGGACUUGCACGUUUCGUAGUUGUGUUUCUCAAGCGUUUUUUUGCCUUGGUAGCGAUGGGUCGAGCGACUUUGGCCGAAACCGGCGGCGUGAGGCCUGCCAGCGCCUAUGCUCUCUUUUGCAGCUGGGUCGCUCGCGAGGGGCUCUCGUCCGAUCGGGCGGCCAGGUUUCGCAUCCGUGGAAAGCGUAUGGUGCGGAAUGGGCCGGCCAUCCAGAAAAAGUGGCGCCACAAGAAAAGCAAGGACCUUCGGGACCACUUCACGGCCCAAGCAAAAAAGGCCUACGAGGACAACCGUGCCAAGGCAGAGGCCUUCAGGACGGCCCAAAGCCGGGAACUUUUGCCAAGCGAACCUCUUGCAGACGAGGAGGCCGUGGCUGUCGAACUCGAGGCCGACCGUGCGAGGACGGAGCUGUUCAACGACUCCUGGACCUGGACACUCGGAGUGGCCGUUCGCGACCUGACAGAGGUGAGCAGUGGGGUCAGCGGCCGGGUCUUCGUCGGGUCCUUCGCAGGCCAGCCGGUGGCCCUCAAGGUGGCCUUGGGUCGGGGAUUGCGAGAUCCCAUGCAGAGGGCGGCCGCUGGUGGGCUGGACGUGGCAGAGGAGUUCGCCAUCUUGGGGGCGCUCGGACAGCACCCCAACGUGGUUCGGGCCUUCGGCGUUCUGACGAGCUCUCUCGGAAAAACCGCUUUGCUCCUCGAGAGGGCGACCGAGAGCCUGCACGACAUGGCCUGCCGGCUCCAGGCCGACCGACUGGAAACUUCGCCGGCCGGGAAGGGCUCUCUGCUGCAGCUCUUCCAGCAGUUCCUCCUUGGCCUGUCGUUCGUGCACGGCCGUUCGAUUCUGCACUUGGAUGUCAAGCCCAAGAACAUCCUGGUCUUCGACGGCGUUCGUGCAGCACUGGCGGACUUCGGGCAUUCGGAGUCUGCUUCGGACGGUGCCUGCUCGGUCGUCGGCGAUCGCGUCUACACCGAGGCCUUUCGAUGCUCGGAGUGCCUGAUGGCAGGCGAUCGGAAGGUCAGAGUGACGUUCGCCGGCGACGUCUGGGCAGCCGCCGUCUCGUUGUUCGAGAUCUGCUCACCUGCAAAAGCCUCGCUGUGGACGGUCUCUCCCAAGACGUUCGUGCGGGAGACGGAGGAGCAGACAGCUCAGGCCAUUCGAGAGAUGGCCAUCGCAAAGAGUGCCAAGGUGAUGCCGUUCAAUCAGAACAUGGUGGACGUUCUGGAGAAGGUCUUCCUACCGGCCAGCCGAAGACUGUCGUUGUCGGGCAUGCUUCAGAGCAUCCAAAGAGACCGACGAGCACUCGGCCAGGCCCGAUCGUUUUGA